AUGUGGGCCGUGCUUCCCGGCUCGAGCCUCGAGCACGAGCGCGCCAGCGAGGACGAGGCCAUCGGGUGGGAGCUUGACGCUCCGCAGCCAGAGCCGGAAGCGGCGACACGCAGGCACAGCGCUGGCGCCACGCCGCGACGGCAGAGCACUGGCGGCCUCUUGGGCGAAGGCGGCCGGCGCAAGGACGUCCGCGUCCGCUUCUGCUGCUACCUCUGCGGCGACACGAGCCACACGGCGGUGGGGCCGGCGUGGCGGGCUGGCGGUGAGGACCGCAGCCCGCGCCACAGUCUUGAAGCGUCGAUAGGCGGAGCCGUUUGCGGCUGCUGCGGCCGUCUUGGCCACGUCAAGCGCGAUUGUCCGUGGCGGGCGCCGCCGGACCUGGCGCGGGUGCGCUGCCUCGUCUGCGGCGAGCUGGGGCACACCGACUGCUCUUCCGAGUGCCGCUCUCACGUGUGA
This is a messenger RNA of Emiliania huxleyi CCMP1516, 456 nucleotides long. RefSeq lists its product as hypothetical. Gene Ontology annotation, molecular function: zinc ion binding; nucleic acid binding. The transcript has 3 exons. Lineage: Eukaryota; Haptophyta; Isochrysidales; Noelaerhabdaceae. The coding region runs from base 1 to 456 and encodes 151 amino acids. The record is from RefSeq and is a predicted model, not a curated record.